CCUGCAGGCCAUUUGUUAUAAUCACAUAAUCUCUUGAUGUCGCCAAUGCCAUAUUAUCAUCUCCAAUAUUUUCUAUCAACCUAGCAGAAAUUGUAUAUGGGUCAUUCACGUGUGAAAUGGAUAUUAUUUACAUCACGUGACAUAAAUCAUGUGACGAGGAGAAAUGGCCGACCUAAACAGAAAAGGUUACAAAAGUUGGAAGAACUGGAAGACAAAUAUGGAAGGACACAACAAACACAAAAUAGUGAGAGGAAAUGAGAUCUGCAGUUUCUUCAUAUAUGACCACAAUGUGCUGAAACGUGAAGAGGAUGACUUGAAGGAUGCCAUUGUCUACUUCUACCCCAACACAGUGAGUGUUGACAACCAGUGUGCCCUGGUGGGUAAACUGAUUGGGAUAUCAGACUUCUUCUUUCAUUGUCUGCCACAAUCCACCCCCAGAGUCAUCAAACUUCUAUCAGAAAAGUUUGCUACACAACGUCAUGGUGAUUUCACAGUUGCCCUUGGUUGUGACUUGUUCAUCCCAGAUGAGUUCAUCACUCAUCAUUUUGAGUUUGUGUGGAAAGUGUUCGUGUUCUUCCAGGGCAGUUUGGAGGCUGUGAGGCAGCGAUGUAAAAAUCAUAAAAGUUUUCCAAGUGAUCUGGCGAAGGUCUGGGAUAUGUACCUGCCUUUCUGUCAGUUCUAUGGAGAUCUGAUGUCACAGGCGUUCCAGAUACUGCCCGAUGUUCAACUCUCCAAGAGUAGCUCCAAGACGUUCCUCCAUUCCUCACACAUCCUGCAGCGCUGUCACCGACAGGACGGAGUCAUCGGGGGAGUUCUGCUCUACAAGAGCAAGGUAUUGUCUUCACAACUGUCCCCCGAUGUCACAAAGAGACUGCUCCUCCUCAAGCCACAGCAGAAUCAUCUGCCAUGUCAAGAAAUAAAACCAGACUUUGAGUUGCCAGGUGGUCUGCGGCUCCUGAGAGUCUUCCUGCCUUCACAGGAAUACUGCAGGAUGAGUGGGCGCAGACAGACCUCACUCAAGUCCAAACCCAGACCGUCCAGCAACAGACAAUUCCUGCUGUUUGACACAAAUGCUCAGAUGCCUGCAGAUCUUGCAUCAGUUCCUACUCUGGACUGUGACAGUGCCGUUUCACCAGAACUCCCCCCUCCGCUGAAAGAUAUAGUGCAGAGGAUCUUGAGUGGGGGAAAUCCAGAUUUUGACAAUGAACCAGAAUCUCUACAAACAAACAAAGUGAUACAGACAAAUAUUAAAUCUCAGGAAAGGUCUUCUGUGAAAUUUGAAGGGGAAACAUAUCUGCCUAAAUCUGGAGAAACAAGGGAGAUAAUUCACAAAGAUAACAAAGUACCUGAAAAGCACACACAGUUUGAAAGUGGUUCGGAUUCAGGUUUUAAGACAGAAAAAGAUAUUGACAUCAGGAGAUUUGAUGGAGUCAGUAAGUCUUUGUCUGAGGAUGGAAGUUGUGCAAAGAAAGAUAUGGAUGACAGUAAAUCAAAUGAAGAUGGACUGGUCGUGGUAGAUUCUGCCAGUUUGGGAAACAGUGUUGUAAGUAGUGACAGACCUUAUCAUAGGGAAGAUGCUACUUCCCUUACACCUAGUGAUGAGCAAGACUGUGAUAAUCAAAAAGGAACUUCUAGCAGUGUUAAUGAAGAUACCAGCCUUACAUCUGAUGUUUGUGAAUCUUCUGCAGGUCCAAAACUAGAUGUAUCCAAAAGUGGAGAUGACAAAAGUAAAGCUGAAACUGGCUCUAGUAAUGUUGAUUUUGUAAAUGACAGUUCAAAAACUGCUGCAAAAUCUGAAACUGAAUCAAUAAAUGAAUUAGAUUUGGGACACCAUUCAAGUGAUAGACAAAAUGAGUCAGAAAUCUCAGCUCAUACAGGAUUAGAUGGAGAUUUAAAAAUCGAGUCAGAAGUUCAAAACUUUUCAGGGUCGACAAGCUCACCAGAAAUAAGCAGUGUUUCACACUCAGCCCUUAGAGGCACAAGUGAUGAGUACAUAGCGGAGGAUGGAGGUCAUGUGACAAGAACUAGUCUGAACCAGUCUGAACCGGCAGGAGUGACAGAUUCUGAGAACGAUGCAGUUACUCCCCAAUCGUGUGAUGAUAAACCAUUUGGACGAAGCGGUGGGACUGUUUCUUCCGUGUCAGAUGAUUGUAUGUCCUCACACAAGGAAACUUUAGAGUUCACAGAUGACCAUACUGUUUCCACGACAACAGACCAAAAUACAGGGUGGCCAUGGAAAUCGCCAACUACAGAGUCCAAAAAUAUUGACUUUGUUCCCAGUUCGGAGAGUUACGUGUCCUCGUCUUACUCCCAGAGUGAAGGCGAUACCAGCGGGAGCUGGAUGGCGGAGAGUGAUGGACUGGUCGACCUUACCCUCUAUGUUCAAGGUCAUUCAGAAAUGUUGCUGCUGUUGCUGCUGGAGAAUGGGGUCAAGUGUGAUAAGCCUCUGGUUACCGAGCUGUGGCGUGGUUCUCUGCCCCUUCUUGCUGAACUGGACUUUGAAGUGAAGGAAAGCCUCGAGUCACACAACGCAGAGGAGCGUGGCGUUGGCAGCUACAGCUUUCUCCGAUACGACAGCUUCACGAGGAAUGUCUCAGGGAACGUGAUGGAGUCGGUGACGGGGGCAGCACACGAGUUUGUGGGGACGUCAACCAAGAUACAUCACUACUUUCAACAGAACCCCACCAUGGCAGACAUCUUGCUUAGAUCUCACACCGCCAGUGUGUACGGCCAUCGGUCAGUGAGCCAUGAAACCUUCUUCCAGAUGAACGCCCCACAGCGCCACACAGGGGGCUAUCCACAGCCUAAAGACAUAGUGUUCACUCUGGACCAAGUGGCAGCACAGAAGCUACAGACUGACCACGAUUUCACGCUUCUGUAGCUGCUGACACCCAGGGAUUACACCCUAAAGACAUCAUUUAGAAGCCAAACAAAACCAUAUAUGGAUUUCACAGCAGACAACACAAUAUAUGGGUUUCACAGCAGACAACACAAUAUAUGGGUUUCACAGCAGACAACACAAUAUAUG
Molecule: messenger RNA, 3028 nt
Organism: Haliotis rubra (blacklip abalone)
Lineage: Eukaryota; Metazoa; Mollusca; Gastropoda; Lepetellida; Haliotidae
Exons: 14
Coding region: 164-2881 (905 amino acids)
Biological process (GO): vesicle-mediated transport
Source: RefSeq, a predicted model, not a curated record